GAGCUGAGCUGAGCUGAGCCAAGCCAAACCAAACAGAGCCAAGGAAAGCAGUUUGAACUGGGCAUCUCGGCAGUAUGCGCCCCGGACUACUGCUGGCUACAGUCGGGAUCCUUGUUCAAGUACCAGUAAGAGCUGUCAAUGAAUCCCCUGGGAAAAAGAUAUUUGAUGUAAUUUAUCCACGGAAACGUCAUGUCCUACAUAAGAGAGAUGUAAAGGAAGACCAGGGGAUCAAAAAGCAGGAGAAGUAUGAAGAUCAGGUGCAGUAUGAAAUUGAUUUAAAAGGAAAGACUGUGGUCCUUCACUUGGAAAAAAACAAGGAUCUUCUGUCCCCAGAUUAUGUGGAAGUUCAAUAUUUAUCCACAGGCGAAUCAGUCACUUCGAGCCCUCAGAUCAUGGAAAACUGCUAUUACCAAGGACACAUCCUGAAUGAGGAGAUGUCUACAGCCAGCAUUAGCACCUGUCGGGGUCUAAAGGGAUUCUUUGAACAUAAAGAACAAAGGUACGUGAUUGAACCAUUGGGACUGGCAAAGGAUGAAGAGCAGGAGCAUGCUCUGUACAUAUAUGAAAGCCAGGAACAGCACCUUCCUGAGACAUCCUGUGGAGUGGACAUGAUAGAAGAGGGAGAGACACUCCUGGAGAAGACUCUGAGGUCAGGCAACAACGCUGUGAAACAAGAAGACGUGAAUCAAAAGAAAUAUAUCGAGUAUUAUUUGGUCCUGGAUAAUGAAGUGUUUCAAAAGUACAAUCAAAAUCCAGAGCAAAUAAGACAGAGGGUUUUUGAUAUGGUCAACUUCAUCAACAUGUUGUACAAAAAGCUCAAUAUCCAAGUGGCCUUAGUGGGAGUGGAGAUAUGGACAAAUGGAAAUAAGAUAAAAGUAAGCCCCAAUGCAAAUGUGACUUUGGAGAAUUUCUCAAACUGGCGAGGGGGUAUUCUCCCCAAAAUGAAACGCCAUGAUGUUGCCCAAUUAAUCACGGGGAUAGAUCUCACUGGACACACUGUGGGCUUGGCAUUCAUGUCAACAAUGUGCUCUCCUUACCACUCCGUUGGCAUUGUACAGGACCACAGUUACGAGCUCCUCAGGGUUGCAGGAACAAUGGCCCAUGAAAUGGGCCAUAAUUUUGGAAUGUACCAUGACACCUAUGUGUGCAAGUGCCCUUCUUCAAUAUGUGUGAUGGAUUGGGCGCUCAGCUUUUAUAUACCCAAGGACUUCAGUUCCUGUAGUCGCAGCAGCUUAGAGAAAUUCCUGAGAAUAGCAUCACCAAGCUGCCUGAAGAAUGUCCCUUUACCUAGUGAUAUAAUAUCUACCCCAAUCUGUGGGAACCUGCUAGUAGAAUCAGGAGAAGAAUGUGAUUGUGGGUCCCCAGAGGAAUGUUCCAAUGUUUGCUGCGAUGCCACAAUAUGUAAAAUCAAACCAAAUUUUAAGUGUGCAUUUGGAGAAUGCUGUGAAAACUGCCAGAUCAAAAAAGCUGGGACCCUGUGUAGGCCAACAAAAGAUGACUGUGACCUGCCAGAAAUGUGUGACGGCAAGUCUGGGAGCUGUCCCGAGGACCGAUUCCGAGUCAACGGAUUUCCCUGCCAAAAUGGGCAAGGUUACUGCCUGAUGGGAAAGUGCCCAACCCUUCAAGACCAGUGUGUCAGUCUUUGGGGGAAAGGGGCUCAAGUUGCUGAAAAGUCAUGUUUCGACAUAAACACUGCUGGUUCAAUUUAUGGUUAUUGCCGAAAGGUGGAAGACACGUACAUCUCCUGUAAAGCGGGGAGUUCUACAUGUGGCAAGUUAUACUGUUAUGGAGGAUCAGAUGUUUUGCCCUGGAAGGGAAAGAUCAUGUCUUUUUUGAACUGCAAAACGUUCUCAUCAGAACACAAUAACCAAGAGGUUUCCAUGGUGGCUAAUGGAACCAAAUGUGGAAACACGAGUGUAUGCAUCAAUGGAGAUUGUAUAGACGUUGAGAAUGCCUACAAGACAUCAAAUUGUUCUUCAAAGUGCAAAGGACAUGCAGUCUGUGACCAUGAGCUUCAGUGUCAGUGUGAAGAAGGAUGGUUACCUCCCGACUGUGACAAUUCCACCCUCGUUUUCCAUUUUUCCAUUGUGAUGGGUAUGCUGGUUGCACUCUCCAUAAUAGUGAUCAUUGCUGUGAUUAUCAUCCGACAUCAGAGCACCGCUAAGAGGAAAAAAAAUAUGAGCCAGUCGUGCCCCACUUCAGGCUCCAAACCAAGGCAAUGGAAACCAAUGAAGAGACAACAGGAAGUGCAAAGUACUCAUUCUCAUGAGAUGGGUCCCAUGAGUCCACCUGUGUCUACAUAUCCGAUGGAAAGUAAUAAACCACCACUUUGUUCUCUGAUUACAAAGUCAACCCGUCCACUGCCUCUUAUUCCUACAACUAGGUCCUCAUUUGUACACACAGGCAUACAUCCCCAAGCCUGAAGCAUCUGCACGAGGAUGGGUGAACAAUCCAGAAAUCCAGAAGAUGGGACAGGAAUCUGGACAGAAGAAAAGACUUCCAUUCAUUUUUCUGGAUCAAGGUUCUGGUGGAUCUUAGUAGAUUAAACAUUCAAUCUUCAAGAGAAAUAUGUACUCAUAGAACAAUGGUGGGACUUCUUCUCAAAAAGGUGUCAUUAUGGGGCAAAAUAGAAGAGCCCAGAAUAGAGUGGAGUGCUGAUUUAAGGGACGGGCUAGCUCCCUGGUUCACCAGAGACAGGAAGAGGGGAUAAUGUUAAAAGCUUGAAUGCAGAGUUAGGAAUGGAGUGUGAACCUGUGAUUUCGUUGGUAUAGGGACUUCCUUGGUGAGUAAACUCCCCCCACUAAUGCAGAUUAGCAUCUUAUCUGUAACUCAAAAUCUUGAAGAGUUUCCUAGAACACUGAGAUUAUGUGACUUACCCAGGGUCACACAUCCAGGAUGU
This is a messenger RNA of Phascolarctos cinereus (koala), 2899 nucleotides long. RefSeq names its product ADAM metallopeptidase domain 28 (gene ADAM28). Gene Ontology annotation, cellular component: plasma membrane. Gene Ontology annotation, molecular function: metalloendopeptidase activity. Gene Ontology annotation, biological process: proteolysis. The record is from RefSeq and is a predicted model, not a curated record. NCBI's taxonomy places the organism in Eukaryota, Metazoa, Chordata, Mammalia, Diprotodontia, Phascolarctidae.